Molecule: messenger RNA, 1717 nt
Organism: Talaromyces proteolyticus
Lineage: Eukaryota; Fungi; Ascomycota; Eurotiomycetes; Eurotiales; Trichocomaceae
Product: amidase signature domain-containing protein
Exons: 7
Coding region: 31-1626 (531 amino acids)
Source: RefSeq, a predicted model, not a curated record
CUAUCUGCAAGCAAGCUGCAACAGGCAACAAUGCAAUUCCAUGCAUUAAUCAACACAACGCGGCCUCAUAUCCACCAAAAAAAAAAGAAAAAAGAAAAGGAAAGAAAGAUUUCGCUAGCUCAAUAUUGCGCAGAUAUGGCAUUCAAUGUUCUUACCACCAAUGCGGUCGAUCUUAAGCAACUGAUAGAAGAAAACAAAUUUACAAGUGUCCAAAUCGUGCAGGAAUAUUUUGCACAGAUUAAUCGCUACGAGUCUGCACUGAAUGCAUUGAUCUCGCCCGCCCCGCGGGACAAUGUUCUCGCAAUUGCCUCGGCGCUAGACCAGGAGCGUCAAAAUGGUAAAGUUAGAAGCUCAUUUCACGGAAUCCCGAUUAUUCUGAAAGAUAGCUUUGUCACUGCAUGGAACCUUGGUAUGAGUACCACAGCUGGAUCGUGCGCAUUUGUCGGAUCUAAGGCUUCAAAUAAUGGAGCUAUUACUCAGCGGCUAAUUAACGCAGGAUUGAUUAUAUUGGGAAAGGCUAAUAUGACCGAGUUUGCGGGCAUGAAAAUGACUACGAUGAUGCCUGGUUGGUCUGCUCACGGUGGGCAGACGUUGUCGCCAUAUGUUGGAAGGCUCGAAGUGAAUGAGAAACUACUCGGUCAUUCGGCUCCUGGGGGCUCGUCUACUGGUUCUGCGGUAGCCGUGGCUGCUGGUUUUAGUCCACUUGCCAUGGGCACAGAGACAGUGGGUUCCAUCGUGACUCCUUCGACACGCGCAGGCCUAUAUGCACUCAAGCCUACCAUUGGGAUUCAAGAUACUACUGGGCUAUACACCAUGACAGAUUUCUUCGAUAGCUCAGGUCCUAUGGCUAAAUCUGCAGCUGAUGUGCGCAUGGUUGCCGAGAUUUUACUUGGUCGAUCAUUCGACUUUUCUCAACUAGGGCUAUGGGAAGGCCUCUCUGUAGGGUUUCUAGACCCAAGGGUAUGGAACAUGUCAUCAGACUUCUGUACACAAUUUGCAGGAACAGCAGAACAAAUGGUUGAGGAUUACGAAGAGACAGUUUUUACUCUACAAAACCAUGGCUGCCCUGUGAGGUAUCCGGUAGAUUUGAAAGAUGUUUCAGCCCUGCCGGUUACCAUUCUUCCAAUUGCUUAUUGGGAUUUUAAGAAUGUUUGCAUCCCUAGAUUUAUCGACGCAUUCGACGAAUGUCCUGUAAGGAGCGUUGCAGACAUUGUCCGUUUCAACCAAAAAAAUAGCGAAAGAGCUCUUCCUGCUCCAUUUACGGAACAGAACGAUUUAGAAGGUGCAAUGAAUAGCAACGAAGAGAGAGAACGAAUCGAUGUUCUGAAAAAAGAGCUUCGUAAUACCGCGCAGAGGCUUCUUCAGGAAUCAUUUGACAGGGAGCGAAUUAAUAUCCUUGUAGCUCCUGGAGACUCCUCGGUGUGCGUUCAUGCUGCUGCUGCGGGAUAUCCCAUAGCCACUGUCCCAAUAGCCCAACUUCGCUACAAUAAUCGGCCAUUUGGGUUAUGUCUUGUAGCAAGGGCCAACGAAGAGGAGACUCUAUUGCGAUUUAUGAAUGCCUACGAGAAGAUUGCUAAACCUCGACCGGUACCGAAAUUUCAUUUUCUAACGAGUGAGAGUAUUUGAGGCAUUUGAACUCAGUGAAACUGAGAUCCACAAAGGAUAAAACUUAUAGAUUAAUGAUAGCCAAGUACAUAACCUGUGAGCAAAAUUAUAC